UUUCUCUACAAGAAUUUUCCGCAUUCUCAUUUUUUUCACCGCCGCUGUUAGACACAGAUUGAGUGUUUUUAAAAGACGUAAAUAUAUAGCUCAUUGUAAAAAAAAAAAGUAAAAUUAAUAAGUAAAAUGGGCGUGCAAGUAGUACCUAUUUCUCCCGGUGAUGGUAGUACAUUCCCUAAAACUGGACAGGUGGUGUCUGUGCAUUACACUGGAACAUUAGACAAUGGCACUAAGUUCGAUUCUUCUCGUGACCGCAAUAAGCCUUUCAAAUUUACACUUGGCAGAGGUGAAGUAAUUCGUGGUUGGGAUGAAGGUGUUGCCCAGCUUUCUGUCGGUCAGCGCGCUAAACUCAUCUGCUCGCCGGAUUAUGCCUACGGUAGUCGGGGACACCCAGGAGUUAUUCCACCAAAUGCUACUUUAACUUUUGAUGUUGAAUUAUUAAAAGUCGAGUAAACAGGUCCACUAACUAAAUACGCUAUGAUUAUUAAUUACAAGUAAGAACAAAGUAAAGAAUGUUUAUAACCAUCUUAAGAAAUGCUAGCUAGAAAUAGUAAAACAACACUUUUAACUCAAACCAAUUAGAAACCACAUAGAGACUUAAUAUCAAAAAUCAGAAUUUU
Molecule: messenger RNA, 620 nt
Organism: Bactrocera latifrons
Lineage: Eukaryota; Metazoa; Arthropoda; Insecta; Diptera; Tephritidae
Gene: Fkbp12
Product: 12 kDa FK506-binding protein
Exons: 2
Coding region: 127-453 (108 amino acids)
Molecular function (GO): peptidyl-prolyl cis-trans isomerase activity
Source: RefSeq, a predicted model, not a curated record